Molecule: messenger RNA, 2952 nt
Organism: Strongylocentrotus purpuratus (purple sea urchin)
Lineage: Eukaryota; Metazoa; Echinodermata; Echinoidea; Camarodonta; Strongylocentrotidae
Gene: fjx1
Product: four-jointed box protein 1
Exons: 2
Coding region: 941-2713 (590 amino acids)
Biological process (GO): cell-cell signaling
Source: RefSeq, a predicted model, not a curated record
CCGUGGAUAAUCCCUACCCUGCUCUGUCUGAUCUUACCCUACACGGAACGCAAGGCGUGGGACAAGUACCGGAGGCGGCAGACAAUAUAAGCUGACGUGCUGAGCAUUAUCGGCGCUCCGCGAAAAUUGUCAGUAUACCAAAAGCGCUCGUUGGCCGCGGACGGUUCAGGCGGACUGUAGUCCAUGGAAGACCUGCAACUGUUUUGAUUUCGAAUAGAACCGGGUCAAUUAACAAUCUGUUCUUUGGAUUUCUCCUCCUUUAUGAUACCAUCAUUUGUCAUUUUUAUUGAAAAGGAAGUUAAUGGACUACCAGCAGCCCCGUUCUUGUUGAUAAAACGCAGAAGGUUUUCUUUGCAGACGACUUUUAAUCCCGGCAUUUAAUAAGAAUAUUUCGACUGCAAGAGAUAUCGCGGUUAUAGGAAACAACCACCACUGGAAAUUUAUUGUGUGCACCAUUUGGCCGAAUCUCGGAGGGGUUUCCCAGGGGAGCACUCGCGGUGUCAAUCAAGAAAAUGAGGCGCGAAAUUUCGCAGGAUUUCGGCUCACGUUUCGUUCGACUCGACCGCACUGGAGCCUAGGGUCUCCGAGCAGUCUAUUCAUCAACGUUCACCCCGGGAGUUGCGGCUAGAACAGACUAGAGGCCUAUGUUGGAUUUUGCGAUUAAUUCACUCCGAAUCCAUACGGAUUACAUAAAAAUAGAAAGUAGGAAAUCCAUUGGAACUUGUUUUCUUAAUUUGAAAACUACUGUACUCUUUUCCCCUCUAAGCUGAGUAGACUCAUCAAACUGGACGUCUUAUGAACGUGUUCAUUCAUUGAAUUGCAUUUUUGCUGCAAAAACGAAAAGCUAAUGCCGCAACGACACUCACAAGGAAGUAAUAUGAUUUGAAUAUGGUAAUCUGAAGAUAAAUUUGCCAAUUUUAUUGCGUGAACGUUCUUGAAAAUGGCGGAUCUACGGUUUGCCGGUAUGGCCAUGUACGCCGUUAUUUUCUACACUCUACUACAGCUCAGUGUCGCCCCUAAUGGAGAGAACCAAAUGUCGCCCCAAUCUGAAGAUCUAUCGAUGGAAGACUUUCAAAUGGAUGCAGAUAAAUUGAUCCCGAAAUCGAAUCCAAGGCGAUUAAGAGCAACGGAAGAAGACAAGGUGGGGAUGAGAGGGAGAGAUAAGAAAGAGAGGUCACCGUCAGAUGUACGAUUACGUCUUCACGCUGGUGCAGACGACAGCGCGCGUGAAGAAAAGGCGGGAAGCGAAUUUCGCACCGAUCACCGCACGGAAGGGGAGUACUCACAAACAAGGAGGGAACGCGAUCCCGCAACUGGCAUUCAAUCGAGGGGCGAUGCUCCAUCAAAUCGAGGCAGAGCAGUCAUCGGAAACCAAGCGAAGUACGCAGGAGAUUCUUCAACUUCGAUUUCUUGUGCCUCGGGUUUCAAGAAUAAUUGUCAGCCUACUCGAUCAAAAGUAAAUAAAACACGAAGGAAACUCGAACGUGGGGUCGGAGACACUAACACGAGAAGAGGGGAUGCUCGGCCAGCGUCAAUUGGAUUAGUGGGAAAGAUGAAUGCUUUGAAAUCGGGCACGGCGAGAUUUAGUGAUCAUGGUGAUCCUUCAUGGCGCAUGGCAAAAGAUAACCGCGCUCAACCACGAAGUAAUUACAUCUUAAAUGAUCCAUAUUCAGAGAAAGUGCUUAGUAACCGUGGAAACAAAUCUUCAAAAGAGAUGAGACAUGAUUCUGGUGAGAGUGAUCAGUUAAAUGGCGACUACAAACUUUUUCGGGAUGGGAUCUUCUGGAGCGAAAGCGCCGAGAAGUUGCUUCCCAACCGGACGUCAGAAGCGAUCAUCAGGGCGUGGCGGAACGACAUUCGAUCUCACCGCGUUGUGCGGUUGUUACCGGGCUGUGGUCGUGAUAGCAACCGCCUCGCUGUCCUCGAAAAUGGCGAGAGGUUAUGCUGCCGUUACCGACAAAACGUCGAUCAAAUCCAAGGGGAAAUCUUAUCCUUCCAUUUAUCGCGGUUAAUUGGGAUUGAAAAUCUACCGCUUGGUGUUUUGAUGAGAAUCGAACCGGAUAUUGAGCAAUGGGAGGCGGUCAAAGAAAACAUCACAUCGGCUGGCUGGGAACAAGGCCGAAUAAUCGUCGCGACAAAAUGGAUACCCGACUUAGAACCCGCGUUCAUACCCACUGAACUAAAGGGUAUGAACGAAACACUACGCCAAGAAACUAUUGAUAAGUCCGAUCUCAUGCAUUUAAUGAAAAAUCAUAAUCAUUUGGUCGAACUUAUUCAGUGGUCCGAUCUUGCCAUCUUUGACUAUGUAACCGCGAAUUUGGAUCGGAUAGUCAACUCCUUGGUUAACCUCCAGUGGAACCGGUACAUGCUCAAGCAACCGGUUCACAACUUGGAAGUCUCAAGAACGGAUAGACGGUUAUGGUUUCUGGACAACGAAUCCGGUUUGCGACACGGGUACCGGAUGUUAAACCAAUACGGGCAUUAUCAUGAUCAGAUUUUAAAAUCAUUGUGUUUGUUCAGGACCCAAACGGUGCAAAGAUUAAAAACGCUCAGUGAAAACGCAAACUUCUGGGAACUAUUGAUAUCUGCAGUGGAAUCCGACGAACCGUUAUUCAAAAGCUUGCCGUCGUAUCCGCCUAAAUUUCGGGAUGUUUUGAAAACCAGAAUGAAAAAUGUAGUUGAGCAUUCGGAUCAUUGCAAACAAAAACACUAAGACAUUUCUUUCUAAUAGUGCGCCUAUCCUUUUCAUGCAGUUGUUCUAUGUCAAAAGAAAACAAUGAAAUUAUGUCAGUUUUAAUGAUGAACUAUCGAUAAAACACACAGAAGGUGGGGUUAUACACUAACAACUUUAAAAUCAGACAAUCACAAAUUGAAAAGUGGAUGUGCUACUUCGUCGGCAAAUGAGUUCAGUUUAUUAUAAUUUGAAAAAUAAAAUCGUUAACUUUAUGAAAA